UCCGGAGGGAGCCGCCUCCGUCGGCCCCCCGUGUCCGGGCAUACGCCGACAAGCAGCGCGUCGCGUCGGCGGACGAACAACAUGAUGGACCUCUUCGAGACCAACGCGUAUCUGUUCGGGGACCUGCGCUACCUGGAGGCCGACCACGGCGCCCUGCAGCAGCACCUGGGCCCGCAGGGCGUGUCCCCGCUCUACCCGGGUCACCACGGCGACCCCCUGCCGCCGCCCGGCAGCCAGCACGACCCCCUCCGCCUCGGCCACAACGUCCCGUCCGCCGCGGGGGGCACGGAGGAGGACGACGAGGAGGACGACGACGACGACGACGACGACGAAGACGAGGAGGAGGACGGAGGCGCCGAGAGCAGCGGCGGGGACGAGGCCCACGUCAGGGCCCCCCCGGGGCUGCGGCCCCACUGCGAGGGCCAGUGUCUGGUCUGGGCGUGCAAGACGUGCAAGAGGAAGUCGGCGCCGAGCGACCGGCGCAAGGCGGCCACGCUGCGGGAGCGGCGGCGGCUGAAGAAGAUCAACGAGGCGUUCGACGCGCUGAAGAAGAAGACGGUGGCCAACCCCAACCAGCGGCUGCCCAAAGUGGAGAUCCUGCGCAGCGCCAUCAGCUACAUCGAGAAGCUGCAGGACCUGCUGCAGACGCUGGACCGCGCCGAGGCGGGCGGGGCCGGGGGGCCGCCCGGCGCCAAGGACCACAACGUGGUGAGUGGCAGGUACCAUUGGAAGAAGUCUUCCCAGAAGUUGCAGACCUCUGCAGACCAUUCCAACGCUCCCAUGACCAAUCACAAAGCAGGUAACGAGAUGUCAAGCGCCCCCAGCCUUCUUCACCUUUCGUCCAUUGUAAACAGCAUCUCACAGGAAGAGAAGAUACAGCUGAACCCGGAGAUCUCUGCGGACGACAGCCAGGGUCAGGCUGACCUCUGGGGGUGCGCGUCGUUCCCAGAGAUUGCCCACCACGCCAAACGUUUUGACACAUUGGCAUAUAAAGGGAAGGCCCCGGUGGCAACGGCCCCUUCAUAUCACUCAGAGGCCUCCUCUCCCCCCCGGGCAUCUCGAGAGACCGCGGCCCUCCGCCUACACUGCUGUCUCCUACCCUGCUGCCCGCCUUCACCCCUCACGUCCACCAGAAGAAGAAGAAGAAGAAGUAGAAGAAGCAGGAGUAGUAGAAGAAGAAGAAGAAGAAGAAGAAGAAGAAGAAGAAGAAGAAGAAGAAGAAGAAGAAGAAGAAGUAGAAGAAGAAGUAGAAGAAGCAGGAGUAGAAGAAGAACCAGAAGAAGAAGAAGAAGUAGAAGAAGAAGAAGAAGAAGAAGAAGCAGGAGUAGAAGAAGAACCAGAAGAAGAAGAAGAAGUAGAAGAAGAAGAAGAAGAAGAAGCAGGAGUAGAAGAAGAACCAGAAGAAGAAGAAGAAGUAGAAGAAGAAGAAGAAGAAGAAGAAGAAGAACCAUCGGAGGCCCCAUGGAUCUCUUCUCUCCCUCCCAGGGGUACUACGACGAGGCCUCCUCUCCGGACAGCCUGGACUUCGGCGGCGGGGGCCUGGAGCUGGCCGGCUCCGAGGAGGACGAGCACUUCAGGGUCCCGGGCGCGGACCACCAGCCGGGCCACUGCUUGCAGUGGGCCUGCAAGGCCUGCAAGCGCAAGCCCACCACCAUGGACCGACGGCGGGCCGCCACCAUGCGGGAGCGCCGGCGGCUCAAGAAGGUGAACCACGCCUUCGAGGCCCUGCGCCGCUGCACCUCGGCCAACCCCAGCCAGCGUCUGCCCAAGGUGGAGAUCCUGCGCAACGCCAUCCAGUACAUCGAGAGCCUGCAGGACCUGCUGCACGAGCAGGUGGAGCAGUACUACGCCCUGCCCGGCCAGAGCUGCUCAGAGCCCGGGAGCCCGCUGUCCAGCUGCUCCGACAGCAUGGCCGACUGCAACAGCCCCGUAUGGCCGCAAGUGACCGCCCUCUACAGCGGCGGCUACUGUUACGUUAAGAAUGACGGCCAGGUCAGCAAGGCGGCCGGGGCCUCCAGCCUGCAGUGCCUCUCCAGCAUCGUGGACCGCCUCACCUCCGUGGAGGUCCCCCACGCCGGGCCCCCGGGGGUCCCCAGCGACGGCUACUCCUGCUCCCCUGACUCCCAGCCCCUGUCCCCCGAGAGCCCCGCGGGCCCCAGGCCCAUCUACCACGUCCUGUGAUCAGGGGGGGGAGACGGACCCCCAAAGCUGGGGGCCGCCAGGUGGGAAGGACAAC
Gadus morhua (Atlantic cod) is the source of this 2236-nucleotide messenger RNA. RefSeq names its product serine/arginine repetitive matrix protein 2. Lineage: Eukaryota; Metazoa; Chordata; Actinopteri; Gadiformes; Gadidae. Bases 82 to 2181 code for a protein of 699 amino acids. The transcript is spliced from 8 exons. The record is from RefSeq and is a predicted model, not a curated record. Gene Ontology annotation, molecular function: RNA polymerase II cis-regulatory region sequence-specific DNA binding; protein dimerization activity; DNA-binding transcription factor activity, RNA polymerase II-specific. Gene Ontology annotation, biological process: regulation of transcription by RNA polymerase II; positive regulation of skeletal muscle fiber development; muscle organ development.